CUCGUCUCUCAGCAAAAACUCUUCCUUUUCCCCCUUCACUCACUCACUGCGGUUUUAAUCCAUCCAUCAUCAUAAACCCUAGCCUUGCCGAAAUAACUCACUCUCACUCUUUUCUUCUCUUUCUCCCUCUCAACAAUCUCACCCUUCCCGUUCUGCUUCCGAUUUCACACUUUCGUGAACGUUCGAUUUUCCGGUCGAUCAUGAUAGUGAUGGCAUGCAGAUGCAACCAUGGGUAGUAGGUACGGAUAAAAACCCGGUUGGACUCCAAAAACAAGCGUACGGCAAUGCCGGUGGUGGGGAUGAGGCGCUCGACGAGGGUGUUUGGGGUGGUUAUGAAGGGACCCGACUCGGCUCGGGUUCUCCGCUCCGGCCGCCGGUUGUGGCCAGAACAAUCCAAGGCUAAGAGACCUGACGAAGGGGACCAUUUGUCCAAGUCCGCCAAAAACGACGUCGUUUCAGAGAUCAAGAUCAAGCGGGAGGUAGAGAGGCAGGGGAAAAGGGGUCGUGAUUCCAGGUUUGGUAUUGUGUAUACUCGAAAGCGGAGGAGGGUUAGGGUUGCUGCCGCUCCCGGGCUUGCGGUAUUCGUGAGACCCUGUGCUGGAAAGAGUGGCUUCUUUUCGAGUGUGUUGGUUUCGGUGUUGAGGUACAUUGCAAGGUUAAAAGUCACACUAAAGGACCUCUCCGCCUUUUUCCUGUCUGAACCAGUUCAUGGCGCUUUUGCGUCGCGGGGUGUACAGUUUUUGCAGGGUCCUCCUACUGCCAACAUUGGAAUAUGCCAGUUCUUUGGAAUCACACAUUUCAUGCCAAUUUUCUGUGUGGACUUUACGGCUGUUCCUCUUUAUUUUGAGUCUCUUCAUUCUGGGAUGCUUUUAAAAUCUCUGUUUAGGUCAUUUGUUUUGGUCAGUAAUCCGAUAAACGUACAUAGUGAUUAUGGAGAUGUUGAGGUGGAAGUUGAUUUCCCAGAACAUGAGAGCAAGCUGCAGAUUUCAUGCGAUGACUUCAAGAGAGAACCUUCUGAUAGUGGUACUGUCACACCUGAUGUUGAAAUCAAUGAAAGUUCUUCCUUGCAUUCCUCCGUCAGGGGUACCAGUGUAGCUGGACGAAAUGGGCUAUAUAGAAACAUUAUACACUCGAGAAGCAUUCAGAAGAGGAGAAGUUCACUCAGGAAAAGGAAAACACGUUACUCUUUAGCAGUGAGUUUAAAGAGAUGUAAUGGCGCAUUAGCUUCUGAUUUAUUGGGAGGUAUGGAAAGCAAUAGCAAGAGGAGAAGUUUGCGUAAUGUUAGCACAGCUGUGAACUUGAGACAUGCAAGUUCUGCUAGAUUGGAUUCCGCAGAAGAACAAGGUUCAUCAUCACUCUGUUCUGCAAACAUUUUGAUCAUGGAGUCAGACCAAUGUUACAGGGUAGAGGGAGCGAUUAUCACUUUAGAGAUGUCUGCUUCUUCAAGAGAAUGGAUUCUCGUGGUGAAGAAAGAUGGGUUGACAAGAUGCUCUUUCAAAGCAGAAAAGGUGAUGCAACCCUGCUCUUCCAAUCGACUCACCCAUGUGAUAGCGUUUCCAUUGGACAAUAGGUGGAAGCUGGAGUUUGUGAAUCGAAAGGACUGGGCUGUCUUUAAACACCUAUAUAAGGAGUGUUCUGAUCGAAAUAUCGCUGCUCCUGUUUCUAAAUGUAUUCCGGUGCCAGGUGUGCGAGAGGUGUCUUCCUAUGCAGAAGAAAACAGUGUUCUCUUUCAUAGACCAGAUACUUAUAUAUCUGUCUAUGGUGAUGAGUUAACUAGAGCAAUGACAAGGAGAACUGCAAAUUAUGACAUGGAUUCUGAAGAUGGGGAAUGGCUUAGUAGCAAGUUCAAUAAUGAAUUUCAAGAACAUGUUUCAGAGGAUAAUUUUGAGUUGAUUAUUGAUGCAUUGGAGAAGGUUUAUUAUUGUAAUCCAGAUGAUUGCUUUGAUAAACAAACUGCUGUUAAUGCUUGUCUAGGUUAUGGUAGCAAGGAAGUUGUAGAAGCUGUAUAUACCUAUUGGAUGGGCAAACGGAAGCAGCAAAGGCGUUCUUUGCUGGUUAAGGUUUUCCAGGGCCAUCAAUCAAAAAGAACUCCACUUAUCCCUAAGCCUUUGCUGCGAAAGAAGAGGUCCUUCAAGAGACAGCCAAGUCAGUUGGGUAGAAGUAAUCCACCAAGUGUGUUGCAAGCUAUUGCAGCUGAACAUGAUUCCUUGGAAGAGGCUGCAGUGAGGAGGAUGGAAGAAGCUAAAGCCUCUGUAAACAAAUCCAUGGAAAUAGCUAUAGAAAAACGCAAGAGGGCUCAGGCUCUUGCUGAAAAUGCAGAUUUGGCAACCUACAAGGCUACAAUGUUAAUUAGAAUAGCCGAAGCAGCUGUCGCAUCAGAAGCAGACGCGGUUGCAGGAUACUUCCUUGACUGACUGACGGUUAGAUCGAAUUCCCGAUGCUAAUUAUUUUAUUACUGGCAGAAGAGUUGCUACCGUCUUAUGUAAACACUGUACAGAUUUCUUUUUGUAUGUACAACAGCACGGAUUGAAAUCAAGACCUCACCAAUCUUUUGUAUGAGUAGAUUCGUUGAUUUCC
This is a messenger RNA of Lotus japonicus, 2577 nucleotides long. RefSeq lists its product as uncharacterized. The transcript is spliced from 5 exons. The record is from RefSeq and is a predicted model, not a curated record. The coding region runs from base 285 to 2414 and encodes 709 amino acids. Lineage: Eukaryota; Viridiplantae; Streptophyta; Magnoliopsida; Fabales; Fabaceae. Gene Ontology annotation, cellular component: piccolo histone acetyltransferase complex. Gene Ontology annotation, biological process: regulation of transcription by RNA polymerase II.